GUUAAAGAAGAAAAUACUCGGACUGAUUCGUCCACCUGAACCAUGAAGCCCGCCGCCGCCACGCUCGGCUCUUUCCUCCGUCCGGCCGCCGCCGUCCUCGUGCCGCUGCUCCUGAUUGGCUGGGCCGCGGCGCUCCCACUGGACAAGACGCUCAGCCAGCCGCUGAGAAGCCGGGACACGUACCAGGCCGUCCGGGACGUGUCGCGACACGCUCAGUCUCAGCAGACGGAGGAAGACUCCAGCAGCAGCCGACUGAUGCCGCGAGUCGACACCGACCAGGACUACCUGAAGAUCUGCUGCCUCCACGCCAACAUCCUGGACUUCUACCUGAACAACAUCCUGCACCAGGGCGACAACAUGCACCCCAAGAUGCACCGGCUGAAGACCGACCUCCACCGCGUCAGCGAGGACCUGCAGACUCACGGCUGUAACGUCACUCACUACCACGAGCAUCGUCACGCUGUGGAGUUCCGCAGGAAGUUAAAAGCGGUGAGAUUUCAACACAUCACGUAUUUAUUGUCUUAUGUGCCACUGAACUAAAUAUACAUAUAAUAUGUGUAAACUAUCAUCCAAUGUCGCUACAUUUGGCUUUUAUACUAUUUGAUGACAUUUCAUAGAUCAAACCAAUUGAUUAAAUGUGGAAACAUGUAUGAAAAGAGAGCAUUGGUGCUCCGGUGGGUCUUUGCGUCUCUAACGGUUGUCUUUGUCUCUCAGAUGGGGGGAGAGCGGGGGAUGAUCAAGGCGGUGGGGGAGGUGGACAUCCUGUUCUCGUACCUGCAGGACUUCUGCAUCCAGCAGAGGAACCACACCAAGUCCAACUGA
Molecule: messenger RNA, 822 nt
Organism: Gasterosteus aculeatus aculeatus (three-spined stickleback)
Lineage: Eukaryota; Metazoa; Chordata; Actinopteri; Perciformes; Gasterosteidae
Source: RefSeq, a predicted model, not a curated record